AUGCGAGGUGGACUUCUCAGAGGUGCUCUCCGCCGUGGAGAGGAUCGGAAUAGGAAGGAGACCAAGGCCGUCUUGGAAGCAGUGGAUCGCGCCAGGCCUGUGGCGGAACUCUCGGAGAUCAAGGAGCUCUGCGCCACCCUGUACGCCUCGGAUCGUGCCAAGCCUGGGGCGGAGCUCUCGGAGCUCCGGGAGCUCUACGCCACCCUCUCCGACGUCACGGCCUUCGGCAACGGCCAGAAUGCCGCCGACGUCUCCGUGGAGCAGCAGGCAGCGGCCAGGGCGGCCCAGGAGCAGACGCAGCAGGCGCUGCUGCACCUGCAGGAGAACCAGAGGCACCUGACGGAGGAGGUGCGCACUGGCCUCGGACGCGUCAGCCGCGAGGUGCAGACCCUGAGGAUCGACCUCAGCCCGGGGGUCAUCGUCUCGCCAGUCCUGGAGUACCCCGGGACGCCGGCGGCGCGGCGCCCGCGCCGGCCGACCACCGCCGCGGGCAGUCCAGCGGCGACGCCUGCAUCGCGAGCGGGGCGGCCUCGGAGGCCAACGCCGUGGAGGCCGACUGCGCCUUGGUGCUCAAGGAGCUGCAGGAAUUCAGGAGCCGAGACGAAUUACACGGCCGGGGCUAACUUGGCCGGUAUCCUCCGCGCCAUCGAGGCGACCAAGACACAGAUCGAUUUCACCGCCGUCCUCCAGGAGGUGCACAACGCCAAGAGGGACGUGACCCUCACCGUGGAGAAGAGCGAGCUCAACGUGAUCGAAGAACUGCGGAGCCUGAGGCGCACAUGCGGCUCCUCGAGCGGACCGACGCGUGGCAGCUAA
Prorocentrum cordatum is the source of this 816-nucleotide messenger RNA. The record is from the annotation of a GenBank genome assembly. NCBI's taxonomy places the organism in Eukaryota, Dinophyceae, Prorocentrales, Prorocentraceae.